UGUCCCAAAGUGAUUCAUAGCAUAUACUGUGUAUUUUCUGGUGAUUAUUUGAGAUGUAAUAGGGAGAUGGAUACUUGGGAAGUGAACGGAAAAUGGGAUUAAAAGAUUUGCCGCAAUGUAAUAAAAUGGAGGGUAACCUCCUGUCUCCUUGGUUCCUAUCAAGAUCCUGAAGUGUUAUUUUCUCUUUAUUAACAUAGUAAAAUGGUUUACUCUCUAGGAUGGGCUUUUUCGUGCUGUUGGGCCUGGUCUGCCUGUCCGGGAUCCAGAGUUUAAUGAUAUUCACAGAAGUUCCAGAAAACAUAGCUCUGAAGGGCACCGCCACCCAAUCCAGUAUCCGGGAUUUCCUCGGAGACGCAGGGAACGCGAUUGACGGAAAUCGAGACAGCGACUACUAUCACGGCUCCUGCAGCAAAACCAACAAGGAUCUGACCCCGUGGUGGAGGGUGGACCUGCAUGAAAAGCACUGGGUCUUUCACGUCACCAUCACCAACAAAAUCACCUAUCCAGAGCGCUUGAACGGCGCUGAAAUCCAUGUGGGAAACUCCCUGGAGAACAACGGGAACAGUAACACAAUAUGUGCAACAGUCUCAUUCAUUCCAGGAGGAAAUUCCACUAUCUACCAUUGUGGGAGAGGAACUCAAGGUCGAUACAUCAACAUAGUUAUCCCUGGAUACAGGGGACAGCUCAGUCUCUGCGAGGUCGAGGUGCAUGGUGUCCAAGUGUGAUCCUGGUCCCUGCCCUACCCACCCUCCGCCACUUGUAUUUUUGGACCGGAG
Molecule: messenger RNA, 776 nt
Organism: Callorhinchus milii (elephant shark)
Lineage: Eukaryota; Metazoa; Chordata; Chondrichthyes; Chimaeriformes; Callorhinchidae
Product: fucolectin-5-like
Exons: 4
Coding region: 219-725 (168 amino acids)
Source: RefSeq, a predicted model, not a curated record